This is a messenger RNA of Grus americana (Whooping crane), 2814 nucleotides long. Its product is annotated as kelch-like protein 13. The record is from RefSeq and is a predicted model, not a curated record. Bases 398 to 2290 code for a protein of 630 amino acids. Gene Ontology annotation, molecular function: protein binding. Lineage: Eukaryota; Metazoa; Chordata; Aves; Gruiformes; Gruidae. The transcript is spliced from 4 exons.
UUUGUGCAGAUGGGUAGUUACCAGAUAGCAAGGAGGAGGAAUGCAGCUAUGCUGGUGGCCGUCUGCUGCUGCCAGUGUCACAGCCCACAGGAAAAACCCACAAACACUCGGAGUUUUGUGCAAUAACAUGCACCAACAGCUCCACUUCUAAACAGCCCUGCACGGCUCUACAAGGCGCACGGCUCUGUGCCUGCAAAGCACAGGGCAGAGGCCACUGAGGAGGGAGGCUGCUGCAGCUACUGCCGUCUGGAUGGCUCUGUGGGGCAGACAGUGCAGCCUCAGCUCCCUUGAAGCAUGAAACCACUGGUUCAGCUGCAGAAAACUGCCCAGGAGGUGCACUGAGAUUGUGCAGUGAGGAGUCCUGCGUCUGCUCCAGGGCUGCACACCUUUCAGAGCAAUGCUGCUCGGCUCGCAGGCCAGCACAGCAAGGCUCAAGUCUGACACCUAUCUGGUAAAACUCCUGGAACGGCUCAGUAGCCUUCGCUCGCAGAGCGUGCUGUGUGAUGUGACGCUGGAGGCAGAAGGGGUUUGCUUUCCAGCCCAUAAGAUCAUUUUAGCAUCAGCAAGUAAUUAUUGCAAGAUCCUGUUUGUCGGAAACUUGGAAGCAGGGAGCCCGGAUGGUAACAUCCGGCUGGAAGCCGUCAGUGCUGCCGGGCUGAGGAACGUUCUCGACUUCAUUUACUCCAACAAACUAGACCUCUCAUUAGAGAACAUUGAGGAGACCUUCAAAGCUGCAGAAACCCUCCUGGUUCGGGAGGUGCUCAAGCUGUGCUUUCGCUUUCUGGAGGGCUGCUUGAACCGUGAGAACUGCAUGGAUGUUCUUAACAUUGCUAAAAAACUCGGCCCAGCAGAGCUGAGGCAGAAAGCCAUGUGCUACGUAGGGCAGCAUUACAAACAGAUCUUGGCUGAUCCUCAGUGCUUGAAAGACCUGGACCAAGGAACCCUUUGUGAAAUUUUAGACAGGACCAACAUCGAGGGCUGCAGUGAGCUGGAGCUGUUCAGAGCCACUGUUAGCUGGCUGCAGCAUGACCACACACGGCUGAAAGAUGCAGCAGAUAUUUUAAGGCGCGUAAGAUUCCCUCUCAUUCCUUUAUGGGAUCUGCAGAGAUAUGUCCAGGAAACGCCUCUGAUGAGGCUGGAUUCAAGCUGCCACAGGUACCUGCAGGAGGCUCUGAAUUACCACUCCCAGCUGUACGCACAGCCAGUCCUGCAGAACCAGAGCACGGGCCUCCGCUCCAGUUCCACCAUGCUGCUUGUCGCUGGUGGCAGAACCACCGACAACUGCAUGUGCGGAGAGAUGUGGGCUGCAGACCAGAGCUGCAGCACCUGGCACAAGGUCGGGGACCUCUGCGUGCCAGUGUACAACCACUGUGUCACCAUCAUCAAUGACUUCCUCUUUGUCAUCGGAGGACAGUAUAAAUUUGAUCCCAUGGGAAAGCAGCCAUCAAACGAGGUUUUCCGAUUUGAUCCCCGAAACACUUCCUGGCUCCAGGUCGCAAGCAUGCUGGAGAGGCGGACACGCUUCCACGCGGAUGUGCUGUCUGACUGCAUCUUCGCCGUGGGUGGUGGGACACUGCUGGGGACCCUCACUCGCACCGUGGAAUUGUACCAGCCCACUGACAACAAGUGGGAGUUCGCAGCUCCUUUCCCCACGCCUAUUGCUGAUCAUGCAGGCACAACCCACAAGGGAAUCCUCUAUAUUUCAGGGGGCUUCUCUGGGGGCAAAACCUUACGAGACACUUACAGCUACCUCCCUCGCCUCCGACGCUGGAUUGGCAACAGUGCCAUGGCUUUCACCCGCUGCGAUCACGGGAUGGCUACAGUCAGGGACAGGAUCUUUUGUGUUGGAGGAAGGACACUAAAAGGAGCAGAAGAAUGGAUUCACGUCACCGAGACAGAGUAUUAUUGUCCUGGAAGCAAUCAGUGGACAACGCUAACGCUAUCCCCAUUCAACUGCUGCCAGUUCAGCAUCACAGCCCAUGAGUCUAUGCUCUACCUCGCAGGAGGUGGGUCGCUGCAGCACAUGCAGAAAGGAGACAGUGUGUUCCUGUAUGACACAGAGCAGCAGGUAUGGAAGAAAGCCAGUCCCCUGCCUAAAGCUCUGGUGGAUCAUGCCUCUUGCAUGAUUAAGCUGUCCCAAGUGAAUGCACUUGGUGAGAAGGGGAGAGGCACAAAGUGCUCCCCCGCAGGCAGAAGGAAGAAAUCUACCCUCAGCUUGUUCAUCACAAGGAAACAAGAGUCCCACUCUGCCUCAGAAGAAGUAGGAUGUGAAUAUGUCAAGCAGAUCUGACACUGUUUGCCAAGACAUUAGUAUUUUAACAACUCUUCUAGUUGUCAGCCAAGCAUCUUUUGCAGUGAUUUGGAAUUGGUAUGUUUCUGACUUGAUGCGAUCAUGGUGACAUGCAUAAUUUGCAAAAAAAAAGAAUUAGUUCCCAAUCCUACUAAGCUGCAUUAAACCUAUAAGAAUUCCUUAAAUCAAUUUUUUGCCAUUCAGAACCUCUUUUUCUAAAUAAUAACCUAUGUAGAACUUAUUUUUAAUGAGCAACUUCAAAGAUUUUAUGAGGAAAUCUCCAAAAGAUCUUUGAAUUCUAUCUCUAAUAAUUUCCUUACAAACAUUGCAGGCUGACAAAUUAAGUACUCACAGAGACAAAUAUACACAAUGUAUUUAAGACUGUCUUGCCACUAGUUUAAGAGCAUAGGGCACUGUGAUGACAACCUUGUCGUCAACAAGCAGAGCUUCCUUCAGUGAACGUGCAGUGAACCUGCAACUGGUUGAGCCAGAGCGUGGGUAAACUUUUAGAAAAGAAGCACGUA